AUGACGAAUUUGGAAAGCAACGGCGCUUCUGUGAACGACUUUGAAGAUUGGGUCCGUUUCAAGUUUCGGGAGCUUGAACAGAAGGUUGACAAGCUUGAAAGUAGCAACGAGGAAGUUGCUGAUGAUUUGGUGGUUUGGGAAAGCACGAGGUGCAAAGAAUUGGAUCACACUUCCAUCGCAAACGAGGAGACAGUGAAUUGCUUCACGCUAUCAGAAGACGUUUACAUGGUCCUUGCGUCUUCCAAAUUGACAUCGCCCUCAUUUUGGUUCAGCGUUUUGGUCAUAUUCAUAUUCCAGUACACGAUGCUGAUAGUUCUGAUUGCUGACCGCGUAGAUUUCGAAUCUUCGAAUCCGUUGAGACUUCCAGCUAAUGUUGAGACAACAGUACGCCUCGCCCAGACAUUAGCGAUCUUCAUUGCUAUCUUCACGCAAAACGAUCUUUUAGUUGGAAUGCAAAGCCUAUUCCAGGGCCUUCCGCAAGCAUAUCGAGGUGGAUUGGAAGGUCAACGGUUCCAGAAUAUGUCUCCCUUUCAGUGGUACUCAGCAUGUCUUUCUAAGACCCUUCAGGGAGCCCUGAGUUUGAUUGCCGCUUUCAUCUUGAUUAUGCAAUCCCAGAACGUCUUCGAUGUUCUUUUGAAUUUCCUCGGAAUGUCAUUUGUUGGAGACAUUGAUGAUCAGGCAUUUGAACUCGGCUUGGCUACUUUGGCAAAUCCUUAA
Cylindrotheca closterium is the source of this 717-nucleotide messenger RNA. The record is from the annotation of a GenBank genome assembly. NCBI's taxonomy places the organism in Eukaryota, Bacillariophyta, Bacillariophyceae, Bacillariales, Bacillariaceae.